Medicago truncatula (barrel medic) is the source of this 1908-nucleotide messenger RNA. RefSeq names its product polygalacturonase At1g48100. Gene Ontology annotation, molecular function: polygalacturonase activity. NCBI's taxonomy places the organism in Eukaryota, Viridiplantae, Streptophyta, Magnoliopsida, Fabales, Fabaceae. Gene Ontology annotation, biological process: carbohydrate metabolic process. The transcript is spliced from 7 exons. The record is from RefSeq and is a predicted model, not a curated record. Bases 88 to 1653 code for a protein of 521 amino acids.
CUUGGUUUUUUAGCAACACAACACAAACAACCUCUCUAUUUCUCUUUUCUUUCCCUCUCUCUCGUUUCAACAUAAUCUACUAAAAAAAUGUGUGAGUUGAGCUUAAAGGGUUUCACAUAUAUGUUUCUCAUUGCAAUUCUUAUUUGGUCUUCAAAUUUUGAAGAGUGCAUUGCAAGAAGAGGAAAGCAUUGGAGGCAAAAUAGAGAAGAGAUAGCUUCUUUGUUGAAGAAGAAAGGAAAGAAUCAUGGCAAUGGACAUAGCCAUAAUGGUGGAGGAUCAAAAUCAAAGUCUCCUCCACCACAAAAAAGCAUUCCUUCACUCUCACCACCACUACCUCCUCCACAAGAAGAAGUUACACCUUCUACUCCUCCACCACAAACUUACAUUGGUGGGUCCUCUACCACCUUUAAUGUGCUAGAUUUUGGAGCUAAAGGAGAUGGAAGAAGUGAUGAUACAAAGGCAUUUGAAGCCACAUGGGGUGCAGCAUGUAAAGUAGAGGCUUCAACCAUGCUCAUUCCAGCAGAUUACACCUUCUAUGUGGGGCCCAUUGUUUUUUCGGGCCCAUACUGUAAACCCAGAAUCAUUUUCCAGGUAGAUGGAACCAUUAUUGCACCAACAAACUCCAAUGCUUGGGGCAGAGGACUAUUACAGUGGUUGGACUUUACAAAACUGGUUGGAUUUACUAUUCAAGGAAAUGGCAUUUUUGAUGGAAGAGGUUCAGUAUGGUGGCAAGACACUCAGUAUAAUGAUCCUUUAGAUGAUGAGGAAAAACUCUUGGUACCUUUAAACAACACAAUUGUGAGCCCACCAAUGCAGAUUGAAAGUUCACUGGGAGGAAAAAUGCCAAGCAUCAAACCAACUGCUAUAAGGUUCUAUGGAAGUAUUAAUCCAACAGUCACAGGCAUAACAAUUCAAAAUAGUCCACAAUGCCAUCUCAAGUUUGACAACUGUAAUGGAGUCUUGGUCCAUGAUGUGACCAUAUCAUCUCCUGGUGAUAGUCCUAACACUGAUGGAAUUCACUUACAGAACUCAAGAGAUGUAUUGAUAUACAAAAGUACUAUGGCUUGCGGAGAUGAUUGUAUUUCUAUACAAACUGGAUGCUCAAAUGUAUACGUACACAAUGUCGACUGUGGACCAGGGCAUGGAAUCAGCAUCGGAGGUCUAGGAAAGGAUAAUACUAGAGCCUGUGUCUCAAACAUCACUGUCAGGGAUGUCAACAUGCAUAACACAAUGAAUGGUGUCAGAAUCAAAACAUGGCAGGGUGGAUCAGGUUCAGUACAAGGAGUACUAUUCUCAAACAUACAAGUUUCACAGGUUCAAGUUCCGAUAAUAAUCGAUCAAUUCUACUGCGAUAAAAGAAACUGCAAAAAUCAAACAGCAGCUGUGGCUCUCACAGGAAUCAACUAUGAAGGUAUAAAGGGAACAUACACAGUUAAGCCGGUUCACUUUGCAUGCAGUGAUAGCUUGCCUUGUAUAGAUGUUUCUUUAACAAGUGUUGAGUUACAACCUGUUCAAGAUAAAUACCAUCUUUAUGAUCCAUUCUGUUGGGAGACAUAUGGUGAACUGAAAACUGCUACUGUUCCACCUAUUGAUUGUCUACAAAUUGGGAAACCACCGAACAAUCGGAUUCAGACAGCUCAUGAUUUAUGUUGAUCAUGGAAUUUUAGCUAGUUAGAUACAUUAUUAUGUAUAUUAUUAUAUAUAAGUCUUGUUUAAUAGGAAAUUUUCUUCAUUAGUGUAUACUGGCCCUGCAAUUAGCAAGAGGUCAAUAAUAGUGUGAUUAUAGGGAGGUUUGUUAGCUAUGGUAUUAUUUAAGUGUGAGGUAUGUUUAUACGAGUGAUAGCAUAUAUAAUGGAAAUAUUGUACUUAAAUUUAAUACAAUUUGGGAUUUGAUUUGAGGUAUCAAAA